AUGGCUGCACUCACCAUGACUCCCUCUCGCCAGCCCUUUGCUAGCUUGGACUCGCCCAGAAUGCGUCCAAUGAUGCGAUCCAAGCUGAACCGUCAGAAUCAAUUGAGUGGAGCCGCCCUCUCCGCAAAGAGUUCCAUCUUCGUCGACGAUGCCGAGAACAUUGACCCGACUACACUCAGCCUCUCCUCCAAACGCAAGAGGUCCUGGGACGAUGAGGAUGAUGUCUCGAAGGGUUCCCCCAAACCGCUCAAGACCUCCCGCCUAACACUCACCACCCGCGACCAUCUCACCCCUCGACUAUCAACCCCAUUCAAGAAUGGCCCUUCCACCUCAACCCCCCAAAUCCGCACCUAUCUUCAAACCCGCUGGUCGACACCCGGUCGCCGGUCGAUCGCCAAGGUCCGUCCGGAGCCCACCAAACGCGGCGUCGCUCGCCCUUUCUCCCUUGCAGCGGCCCUCUCGCAGGGUAAGACCAAGACACCAUCCACUCCCAAGCCUCAACCCAAGGCCCCGGCCUCUUGGUUCUUCGACAUCCACGUCGACUCGGAGCAAGAGGAAAUGACCAACCUGAUGGAACACUCCACUGGCGUCCUCGAUAUCAGCGACGAUGAGGGCAAGGCUAUGCCCGCGGCAAGGAAAACGUUCCCCCCUAGCGAACUGGGUCUCGAUCUUCCCCGCUCCCAGCAGGCCACUCCCCUCGCUGCCUCAUCAGCUGCACGCAAGGACAAGAUGGAAGAAGACCGUGCCCCGCUGGGUGAGCUGACUGCUUCCGACUACUAUCCCGAAGAUUGCAACGCCUUCUCCUUUGUCGUUGUCCAUGACGAUGAGGACGAGAAUGUCUCGGCAUCUAAAAAGGCCUUCUCCGCCCCGCCGAGCCAAGCUGCUUUCAUGCCUCCGGCCAUCACUGCUUCUAUCGAUUCUCUGCUGGCAACCGCCAUGUCCAGCCCCACCGUUGGCACGACUGAAACAUCCAGAGACUCUGAUGUCAUCGAUAUCUGUGAAGCAUCAAGCGCGGCUGGUGAUACUCAGUCAUCCGAAACGAACGCAUCAUCAUGA
This is a messenger RNA of Penicillium manginii, 1056 nucleotides long. RefSeq lists its product as uncharacterized. Lineage: Eukaryota; Fungi; Ascomycota; Eurotiomycetes; Eurotiales; Aspergillaceae. The coding region runs from base 1 to 1056 and encodes 351 amino acids. The record is from RefSeq and is a predicted model, not a curated record. The transcript is spliced from 4 exons.